AUGACAAAGACCGAGCCCGAAGCGGCCUCGGCGGAAGCCAGCCCAAACCUCACGAAGCCCUCGAUCCCAUGGCUAGCCAAGAUUCACCCCUACUUUGAAGACGCAGAACACGUCCUAGUCCUCAAACUCGACAUCCUCCUCCUAACAUGGGCCUUCAUCGCCGGCCUCAUGAAGGACAUGGACCAGUCCGCAACAACAGCAGCCUACGUCUCAGGCAUGCAAGAAGCCCUCUCCCUCUACGGCAACGAACUCGUCGAGUUCACAACCUACUUCUCCAUCGGCUACGCCCUCUUCAUCGUGCCCUCCCAACUCAUCCAAACCCGCGUCCGCCCGUCCCUCUGGCUUCCAUUCUGCGAAGUCGUCUGGGGCGCCAUCACCCUCGCGACAUUUGCCGCCAAGAACGCCCGAACCGUAUUUGUCCUGCGCUUCUUCCUGGGCGUGUUUGAGGCGACGUCGUGGCCGGGUAUCGUGAACCUCAUCUUUAACUGGUACACCCCCUCCGAACUCGGUAAACGCCUCGCCAUCUUUGGCGUGAGCAGCCAGGCGGGGAGCAUGUUCCUCGGCAUCCUCCAGGCCGCGCUCUACAAGAACCUCAACGGCGCACACGGCCUCGAGGGCUGGCAGUGGCUCUUUGUUGUCUCGGGUAUCAUGACCAUUGUCUGGGGUCUCUACGGGUUCCUCGUCAUCCCCGACGCGCCGACCACAACCCGCGCCCUCUGGCUCACCGCGGACGAACGUGUGCUCGCUGCUUCACGUAUGAGGAAGUCAGGGACGACGACACAGGAGGUCAUCAAGGGCAAGGCCCUCUGGUCUCGUGUGCGAAAACUCUUUACCUCGCCUAUUACGUACCUCUUCCUCGCGGCAUACCUGCAGUUCGCUUGGUCUCAACGCGCAAACUCGUAUUUCUUGCUCUACCUCAAGGGUCUCAAGGCCGCGGACGGCACGACGGCGCUGUACUCGGUGUACACCGUUAACCUGAUCCCGCUCGGCGGCUACGCGAUCUCCAUCGUGGCGAAUAUAUCUCUCAACGCGCUGAGCGAUUGGAAGGACUGGCGGUGGCAGGUUGCCGUCGGCGCGGCGCUGCUUCAGCUCGUGGCUACCUCUGUCCUGGCGGCCUGGCCCGGUGGAAGGGGCACGAUUAUGACAUUCUACUUCUUGACGUAUGCGACUGCGGCGUGGGGGUACGCGCUGCUCGCGUGGCUUGCGAUCAUCUUGCGCAAGGAGCCUGAGGCGAGGUCGGUGAUUGUUGGACUCGCGGUGACGCUUGUGUAUGUUGGGCAUGCUACUAUUCCGCUGCGGGCAUGGAGGACGGCGGACUCGCCGAGGUACCCUAUCGGGUUCCCGCUGGCGGCUGCGUUUAGUGUUGGGAGUAUCGCUUCGAUCCUCGGGAUGUUGUGGUAUGUCCGCAAGUAUCCCGAUAUUCUCGACUUUGGUCUCAAUUGGAAGUCGUUGAGGGAAGCUGGGGAUAGUGUUGCUACGUUGGAGAAGGUGGAUGUCCAGAGUGACGAUGGGCAGGAAAGCCAGAAGAAGUCUGCCACAGAGGCGACAAAGGCUCUGUGA
This is a messenger RNA of Colletotrichum tamarilloi, 1560 nucleotides long. RefSeq lists its product as uncharacterized. Gene Ontology annotation, molecular function: transmembrane transporter activity. The record is from RefSeq and is a predicted model, not a curated record. Gene Ontology annotation, biological process: transmembrane transport. Gene Ontology annotation, cellular component: membrane. Bases 1 to 1560 code for a protein of 519 amino acids. NCBI's taxonomy places the organism in Eukaryota, Fungi, Ascomycota, Sordariomycetes, Glomerellales, Glomerellaceae. The transcript has a single exon.